CAUGGCGGCGCGUUCAAAAGUCCGUCGUGGUGUCGUUUGUUCAAAACAAACUACUGCACUGACACGCUGAAACAAGAGAAUACAGUUGAUGAGACUUGCGCUAUUAUUGGUUCGGAAUUAAGGAAUCGCAAUGAGCAAACUCAGCCAGCAAUCUACUUUGGGAGGAUUUCUGAAGAAGAAAUCCAGCAGCAAAACCCCUGAAAUUGACGAUUCCGAUGAUGAUACGGACAUCUCCAUUGUAAAAGUUGUCCCAUCCCAAAAGAAGUCCAUUAAAUGGGUUAGUUCAUCAUUUGAUGAUUUUGCUGCCUUCCUCCCGUCAAAGCCAGCAUGUUCGUCCCAGCUGUCAGAUGCUACAACAUCUCACAGCAAGAAGCGGAUGAGGGACAGUGUACAUCCUGAGCCCAUACACCAGCCCUCCACUGCUGCUAAGGGGAAGAAACUCAAGAAGAUCUCCAGAGAUGAUCUCUGGGCAGAUAAACACAAGCCAAGCAAUAAAGGUGAUUUAGCAGUUCACAAGAAGAAAGUUGAUGAUGUCGAGACAUGGCUUCAAGAUAGGACUAUGUCUACACCAAAGCAUGUCAUUGUACCUCGCAUGGAGCCCCCCAUCUUACUUCUAACAGGCCCAGCUGGGGUGGGGAAGACUGCCACGGUCCAAGUACUCUGCAAGGAGCUUGGACUUGAGGUACAGGAAUGGACCAACCCAAUACAGCCAAGCUACAACUCUGAGCAGCUCUUGCCAUCAGCUUAUAAUUCCUUUGCACACUCCCGUCUAGACUCGGGCUAUUCAGAAUCUCAAGCGACACAGUUCAAGAAUUUUCUGCUACGAGCCAACAAAUACUCAUCUCUGCAGAUAGGCGACACCCUGUCGUCUAGUCACAAGAUAAUCUUUAUAGAGGAACUACCCAAUAUUUUCUUCCGUGACUCUUCAUUAUUUCACAAUAUACUCAGGAAGUACAGACAGGUUGGACGCUGCCCCCUGGUGUUCAUUAUCAGCGACACCACUAGUGGGGAAUCCAAUGAGAGACAGCUCUUCCCUGCAGACCUCCAGGCUGAGAUCUGUAUUGAAAGUAUCAGCUUCAACCCUGUGGCUCCCACCAUGAUGGUGAAAGUGCUGGCCAGGAUUGCAAACUCAGAAUAUAAUCAGCGGUCAAUAUCUGCCGUCCCAUCGUCCCCGGUCAUUGAGUCCAUUGCCAUGUCCAGUGCAGGAGACGUGAGGUCCGCCAUCAACUCCCUCCAGUUUGCCUGUAGUCAAGAUACAUUAGACCUGAAGCACAAGUGUACACCUAAACGAACAGCACCAAAAAAGUCUUCAUCUGGCUCGGGACGUAGACUGAAGUAUGAGACCAGUCAGAGAAAGGACACAAACACUGAGGCAGGGUCCUCAAUCGGAGCCAGGGACACCUCCUGUUUCCUCUUUCAUGCUAUCGGCAAGGUGUUGUACUGUAAACGUGGGGACCCCAAGGAGUUUCCUGAACACUGCCUGCUGCCAUCACGUUUAUCUCAACACGACAGAGACCCACUGCUCCUAAACCCAGAGGAGGUUGUAGAGAAGUCACACCUGUCAGGUAACUACUUUGCCAGCUUCUUGCACCAAAACUAUGUGGACUUCUACACCGACAUCGAUGACGUUGUGAGAGCUAGUCAGUACAUCAGUGAUGCCGACUUCUUCACUGCAGAGUGGGCAUCUCGCUCAGCGAUGGAGAACUAUGCUGCGUCUAUAGCUACACGGGGUGUGAUUCACUCCAACUCCAGCAUCGCCCGCCAUGACAGCAAGAGGACUGGGUUGGGCUGGAAACCGAUCCACAAGUCUCAGUGGUUCACGAUACAGAGACAGGUGGUUUAUCUGUUGUGCAGGCAAAAAAGGAAUAUUGAAACUGCUUCUGCUCUGUUUAAAGGCUACCACUGGGAUCCCAAGAUGCUGUUAACAGAAGUCCUGCCCUACAUGAACCAGAUCAACGUCACUCUACACAGCCCAGCUCAGAUUUCCUUUACUCAAGAGAUGUGUAGAUAUUCCACCUUUGGCAGUGGCAGGAGGCUGGAGAAGCUUGAGGAGACUGAUGUUCUGGAUGGGGAGGAUGAAGCCCCGCCGGCCACCUCUCAGCCCACACAGGCAGGUGGAGACGAGGUGCCCCUCAGUCAGAACAAGGUUCAGGUGCCUGACGAUGAGGAAGACGAUGACCCAGUUAUAGAGGACUACGACGAUGAGGACUAUGAAGACCUGUUUCUCUCAGAUGACAGUUUCACAUGACCCAGCAUGUAGGGUACAGGGACCUACUGAGUGAAACUUCAUUCUCAGGAACAAACUGUGACAAAGUAUUUCUCUAAAAGCAAUACAGGAUCACAUAGGCUGAAAACAGCUUAUGAAAUUUCUUUAGUUUGUAAAUGAGGUUGUGUGGCAUAUGGUUUAUGUCGUCAUGUGUGGUUAUUGGGUGUCGUCACGAUAUGACGGAGAAAUUGCUGAUGUGAUGUUAAAUAUUAAAUCACUCACUAUUGAGUGUGUUUUUGUUAAUUAUGUUAUUACAUACACAUAUCUCUAUUCAUCUCUAUUCAUCUCUUUGGGGUGUUGGGGUAGCCUAGUGGUAAAAGCAUUCGCUCAUCACACCAAAGUCCUGGGUUCGAUUCCCCACAAGUCACUCACUCAUUAUUCAUCUCUCUUCGUCUUGAGACUAGAAGUAUUACCUUAUGGUUACAAAUUUCUGCCUGGACUGUUCCAAGCCCUAUGAGGAUACCAGCAAGAAUAGGUUACAGUGAAAACACAAGAAGACAAAAUGAGAAUGUUGGUCACUUGCAUGACCAUGAACUUGAUAUGUCUGACUCUAACAACUGGGCUUGAACAUGAUAUGUGGAAGCCAUAUUUGUUUGUUUACUACCUAUUAACUUUUUCAUUGACUUAUGUCAGCACCAGACUCAGCAAGCAGUGGUUUGAGUUAUUUGUCCGCAAGCUCAUACAGGUACGUCAUAUUUUUAAUGUUCAGAGAUGUAUUUCCCUUUUAAUGUUCAGAGAUAUAUAUAAUUAUAAUAAUAAUAUAAUAGGAUAUUU
Haliotis rubra (blacklip abalone) is the source of this 3040-nucleotide messenger RNA. Its product is annotated as cell cycle checkpoint protein RAD17-like. The transcript is spliced from 19 exons. The record is from RefSeq and is a predicted model, not a curated record. The coding region runs from base 131 to 2248 and encodes 705 amino acids. Gene Ontology annotation, molecular function: chromatin binding. Lineage: Eukaryota; Metazoa; Mollusca; Gastropoda; Lepetellida; Haliotidae. Gene Ontology annotation, biological process: DNA damage checkpoint signaling; DNA repair; mitotic DNA replication checkpoint signaling.